Prosopis cineraria is the source of this 765-nucleotide messenger RNA. Its product is annotated as transcription factor MYB13-like. Lineage: Eukaryota; Viridiplantae; Streptophyta; Magnoliopsida; Fabales; Fabaceae. Bases 58 to 765 code for a protein of 235 amino acids. The record is from RefSeq and is a predicted model, not a curated record. The transcript is spliced from 3 exons.
AACCCAUGCAGCAACAAAAAUGGCCUCAGGAGAGGAACAUGGACUCCAGAAGAAGACAUGAAGUUGGUUGCUUAUAUUACUAGGUAUGGCUGUUGGAAUUGGCGACUACUCCCCAAGUUUGCUGGAUUGGCAAGGUGUGGAAAGAGUUGCAGGCUUCGGUGGAUGAACUACUUAAGACCAGACAUCAAAAGAGGGAAUUACACUCCCCUAGAAGACGACACUAUCAUCACACUUCACCAAAAGCUGGGUAACAAGUGGUCAAAGAUUGCUGCUUGUUUACCGGGAAGAACUGAUAACGAAAUAAAAAACCACUGGCACACCAAUCUCAAGAAGAGAGCUCAAGGAAACUCAGCUGGACAUGAAAAGGAUAAAGCCUUCAAGUCAAAGGAUCAAAUUCCACUUGAAUCGAGCCCAGAGAUCUGCGACUCAUCAAUCACAAUAUGUACUACAACUGCUCCUUCUUCACAGUGUGAUACAUCAGCAGGCGAGUCCCAGAUCUCAAGUACUUUCCCAGUGCAGCUCACUGAUCAUGCCGGUGGUUUCAGCAGUAAUAAUGAAAAUUUGGUCGGGGAAGAUUGUCAUAACUUGGCUACUCCGGAUGCGUUCGUUGAGACUAUGAGUGAAAAUUUUUGGACAGAGCCGUACAUGGUUGACGUUUCCUACGUCCCCAAUGAAGAAUUUUUACCGUUGUCCCCUGAAUAUGAGUACAAUGCACAGCUUUGGGAACACAGUGGCUCGCAUGACGAAUAUAUUGACUUAUCUUGA